This is a messenger RNA of Neltuma alba, 961 nucleotides long. RefSeq names its product DNA-directed RNA polymerase I subunit RPA12-like. The transcript is spliced from 7 exons. NCBI's taxonomy places the organism in Eukaryota, Viridiplantae, Streptophyta, Magnoliopsida, Fabales, Fabaceae. Gene Ontology annotation, molecular function: nucleic acid binding; zinc ion binding. Gene Ontology annotation, cellular component: RNA polymerase I complex. The record is from RefSeq and is a predicted model, not a curated record. Bases 330 to 680 code for a protein of 116 amino acids. Gene Ontology annotation, biological process: DNA-templated transcription; termination of RNA polymerase I transcription.
UGGAAUGCUUCGACUCCAGUCUCCAAAUGCUCAGUGAUUUUUGGUCUGGAAAUUGAAACUUGCUACAAUUCUGAUUUCUCCUCCUUCUAUUUCCCGCGCCGUUGCCCACCCGCGGCUGUCACGCUCCUCCGUUCGCCCUUCCCGGCGCUCCUCCUUCACGCGGUCGUUGCCUGGCUUCUCGUCAGCCUGAGAGGGAGAGGCAGAGCAGCUGCAGCAGAGCACCAUCGUCUCAGCGGCUUCCUUAUCGGCAUCAGUUCAGUCGUUCGCUUGACCAUCGCCUAGACGUGGGAGAAAUUGUUAUCAGCAGAUUAUUAUUGGAGGAGCAUCUGAUGGCCAAUUCUCGAGGGCGAGAUUUCCUGUUCUGUCACUUGUGUGGGACAAUGCUGACAGCUCCUUCUGCCAAGUAUGCACAAUGCCCGUUGUGCAAAACUAGGCGCGACAUUAAUGAUAUAAGCGGAAAAGAAAUAAGUUACACAAUUUCUGCUGAGGAUAUCAGAAGGGAGCUUGGAAUUAUUAUAAUGGAAGAGCAGAAGGUCCAGUUGUCAAAGGUGAACAAGAAAUGUGAGAAAUGUGGUCAUGGCGAAGCUAACUUUUACACCAGACAGAUGCGAUCAGCUGAUGAAGGGCAAACUACUUUUUACACCUGCACCCGUUGUGGCCACCAGUUUCAGGAGAAUUAAGAAUACUAGUGGAUAUUUAGUUCAAAAGAUUUUCCUGAGAAGAUAUACCAAGCGAAAUCUUAAAUGACUUAUAAGGGGAAUAUAAAGCAUUGCCUAUGACUGAGGUGAGAAUUUAUCCUACUCAUUUUGACCAUUUGUGCCAUAUCAUAUUCACAGUAUAUUGUUCACUUGGAACAUUGACGAAGUGAUUUGGUAACAUUGACCCUCCGGGGGCAAUAAUGCACAGAUGGGUCCUUUUGUUAUACAGAUUUCCUUGAAAAUAGAGUAAUGGUUUAGCUAAA